Molecule: messenger RNA, 1617 nt
Organism: Danaus chrysippus (African queen)
Lineage: Eukaryota; Metazoa; Arthropoda; Insecta; Lepidoptera; Nymphalidae
Source: the annotation of a GenBank genome assembly
AUGGAGAAGGAGCAUCAGCCAGACUCAAUGGCUACUAUCACCAUGAAACCGGAGUACCCGCCAUCUGAAGUGUACAGCGCUUCCGAGCCUCCACCGGCUUAUCGUCAAAGGAUGUCUUCAUCGGUCCAAAUCGCAAGGAUCGCUGCUAUAACUGUGAUCGCCUCAUCGUUUAUUUUGGGCUCAUUCAUUCUGGCUUCAAGCUGGGUAGCAGCUCGAUCAUCAUGCCAUCAGCUUGAACAGCUCGAUGCUAUGCUUGACAAGGAACUAGCUCUGGAAGGAAGGCCUUAUGGAAACGAUGCGCUGAUGCCGGAACCACUUCCCGUGGCGAAUGCUCAUGCAUUACAUGGUCAGCCUCCAUUGGCUGAAGAGACUACAGCAGCGCCUGUUCAACCCAAGCUCUCUCCUGAUAGCUUGCUCAAAGAAGAUCCUCUUAAUCAUGAAGAAUCCAAGAUCGAUGAGGACAAACUACAGAAAAUUGAUGAUGAUAAGGCUGACACGGCAAAUUCUAGCAGCGAUGAGAGCUCUGAGUCUGAAAACUCGAGCGAGGACGAAGAUGACGACUUCAUCAGACCAUUGAUCAAGAUGCCCACAAACCUUGACCUUACAGAAUUACUUCGUGCUUCCUUUCCUAGCAAUCAAAAAGAUCGCAUGAACUGCGUCGUCGAGCACCGCAAUGAAAAUCCCAUAGAGCGUAGAUUCCCAUUCAACAUCCUAGGAGCACUCGCGCCUCAAGCUAAGGGCGAACGCAUCUCCAUCAUCUGCCAUGAACACGACGACAGAGCCAUGCCAGUAUUCCCUGACCCCCAGUCUCAAGUGUUCGCUUUCCCCCUGACGGGUCCAGUUCGUUUGCCGCUCCGCCCCGCCCCGGAACAGAGAGAGCCUAGAGGACCCUUCCAGAUGCCGCAGAGGCCUUUCCUACCUCAGAUGCCAUGGGACUCAUCGGAGGAUUCGAUGAAUCCACGUGAGAUGCGCAUUCACGUGCAGCGUGUGUUUGCCAUACCCACACACAACAUGCCCCCACAGGACACCAUGGGUCCAUUCCCACCACCACCCCCCCCACAGUCCCAGGAACAACAUCAGCGUGAAGAACAGGGUCCCAUGGAGGCCCCACGUCAGAUGCGAGUGAUUGCCAUCCCAGCCCCACAAAACAUGAACAAUGAUAACAUGGGCCCAUUCCAACCCCCGCCGCUACCUCAGGAACAAAAUGAGCAACAAGGCGUUCUUCACCAAUUCGUUCCUCAGCCAGCGCCUACACAAGAAUUAGAGCAACCUGAAAUGAAGCUGCCAUGGGAGAUCUUCCCAGAGGAACUCCACCGUUCCGUGCAGGAGGCCGUCGCCAAUCAACAACGCCAGCAGAUGGAUAAUGACAAUGACAUGCAGGAGGUGAAAACGAUAGUAAAUACGUUGGCAGCAGCGGAAAUGGAAGCGGAGCAGCGUGAGCAGGCUCAAUCAGCACAAGAUGGACAGAGGGCGCCACGCACGCUUCUGUUACCACAAGAGAUGGCUGACCAACGACCACAUUAUAUGCAGCCGCGUUCGGUUCGCGCAGCUCGUUCGGUGAAUUCACCUCUGCUUCGUGAAAAACGCGUCAAGCGUUGCUCUUGCGACUGCAUUUAA